Molecule: messenger RNA, 186 nt
Organism: Chondrus crispus (carragheen)
Lineage: Eukaryota; Rhodophyta; Florideophyceae; Gigartinales; Gigartinaceae
Exons: 1
Coding region: 1-186 (61 amino acids)
Source: RefSeq, a predicted model, not a curated record
AUGGUUUGUGUAGCCUUUGUGUGUCCCCUCUUAGCCGAUGUCUACGAAUGGGCGACUCCGAAAAACAUAAAUUGUGUACACACAAAUUUCCUUGUGUAUGUGUGUCGUAUUUUGUGCCUUGGCACGGAAAUGCAUGUGAACAAAAAUUUGUGUAAGACACAUUUAAUGCCAAUUCACCCUCAGUGA